Messenger RNA from Trematosphaeria pertusa, 1609 nucleotides. RefSeq lists its product as uncharacterized. The coding region runs from base 239 to 1609 and encodes 456 amino acids. Lineage: Eukaryota; Fungi; Ascomycota; Dothideomycetes; Pleosporales; Trematosphaeriaceae. The transcript has 5 exons. Gene Ontology annotation, biological process: protein ubiquitination; negative regulation of gene expression via chromosomal CpG island methylation. Gene Ontology annotation, molecular function: ubiquitin protein ligase activity. The record is from RefSeq and is a predicted model, not a curated record.
UCUCACCUGUCCAUCGCCACCUCAACUCUCGACUCAUCGACUCUCACCCUAUUCAUCUAUGCGCCAUCCGGAUGGGUGUAUCGUCUAACAACGCGAGCUUGUGUUAGUGAAACGGGGCGACAUCGCGAUACGGAAAAGCAAACAAACAACGCACAGGAGGUUCGACAUCACAACUCAACCUACGACCUCGGUGCGACAUCACGUUUGGGCGGCAAUCGAUAAUCACUCCAUGCGCGACAUGGUCGGUUCCGCACGACCAUCGUUUCAGCCACCUUCACCUCCACCUUCACCCGGAAAACAGAAGCAGAAGCAACAGGAGAACUCCACGAAGUAUGGAGUACCGCUGGAUUUCGUUGCCAAGAAGAUUCAAGAGAUUGCGGAUUCGGGGGAGGCGGAUCCCUUUCGGAAGGAGCGGAGCGAGGACGAGGGAGAUGGGGAGAGGGAGAGGAGACGGGAGGUGAAGGUCAUGAAGAGGAAGGAGUCUGUGGUUAGCAGUGGCAUGGGUUCGGAGAAAGAGAUGGAACGAGUUGCAGAGUCGUCGAGAGCUGCGGCUGCUAGAAAUUCGGCCCACAAGGAAGAUGACUCUUCGCCUGAGGCCAAGGACGAUAACGAGUACCCGUUGCCGUCGGAGCUGCCAGCAUGGUAUGCAAAGAUCAAGACCACGGACAGAGGCAUGAAAGAGCUGGGCAAGCGGCCCAGUUCCCUAGCGACGCAGGCGUUAACGGCCCUGUCAAGCAUGAAGGGAUGCAUGGAUCGCUGUGAACAGCAGGGCGUAAGCCGUGCACAGCUCGAAAAGCUCUUCGAAGAGCUGCGUGACCAAGUGCACAAGGCAGAGAUCACGCUCAAGGUCGACCGCUUCAUAGUCCGCAAGACGAGGUUCCUCGACCCGGAAUACGGGCUGCCUCGCAUCUUCGCUUCCAAGAAGGUGGACUUCCCAUCGGACCUGAAGGCCGACGCCUGGCAGCUCUAUAGCCGAUGGCGCCAGGAGGUCUUCGAGGUUGACAUCUUAAGAGGUAUCAGGAUUGCCAGGGGAACCGACCGCGGUGGCGACCGGAUUGAUCCUACCUACAAGGGUAGGCAAUACGCCAAUUUCUACGGGCAAGGACACCUGGUGCUUGGACAGUGGUGGCCGACGCAGCUGUGCACAGUCCGAGAUGGAGCCCACGGCACUCCUCAAGGCGGUAUAUACGGAGAGAAGGAGAAAGGUGCUUACUCCAUCGUCCUUUCGGGCAUGGGAGAAUCAACGUAUGCCGACGAGGACAACGGAACAGAUAUCUGGUACAGCGGCACCGACGGCAAGGACUGCACCCCCACGGACAGCACGGUCCGCAUGAUAGAAUCAUGUGACACGGUGCAUAAUCCCGUGCGCGUCAUCCGAUCGUACCAGCUCAUGAAAAGUAACCGUUAUCGACCGCAAUUUGGCUUGCGGUACGAUGGCCUUUACGAGGUUGUCGAGAAGAAGCUGGUUGAUACGGAGAAGGCGGCGUACAAGUUCCAUCUGGUCAGGUGCAAGGAUCAGCAUCCAAUUCGUUGUGAGGACAACGCGGCUCGACGGCCGACGCGCUUUGAGAUUGCUGAGGAUAAUAAGCUGAGGGAGAAUGGCCGGUGA